This is a messenger RNA of Varroa destructor (honeybee mite), 5938 nucleotides long. RefSeq names its product Collagen type IV alpha 1 (gene Col4a1). Gene Ontology annotation, molecular function: extracellular matrix structural constituent conferring tensile strength. Gene Ontology annotation, biological process: extracellular matrix organization. Gene Ontology annotation, cellular component: collagen trimer. The record is from RefSeq and is a predicted model, not a curated record. NCBI's taxonomy places the organism in Eukaryota, Metazoa, Arthropoda, Arachnida, Mesostigmata, Varroidae.
UCUUGCCUUACCGCUGGGCGUGGAAAGAUGAAAGAUAUCCUGACCGAAGGAAAGGCCGUUACUAGCAGAAAUCUAGAAGUCGCCGACAGUUCGAGGAGGCAAGACAAAGUAAUUGUUCGUUUCGACAAGCAGAGCAAACUUCUUGAGAUCAUUGGCCGGAGCUUGAAAGUACGAACAUGCGAGAGCGGCCGCGCGCCCGCUGGAAGGCCCUGGCGCAAUCAAACGCCGCUUCUCUGCGAGGCCAGCGACAAUCGGCUACAUUAAGUGCUCGAAUCAGUGAUAACUUGUUUGAAUCGAACCUCCUAAUUACAGGAUUCAUUUUGGCGGCAACAUUUACGCUGACCAACCAACAACACCAAUAUUCAGAUUUUUACAAGAAGGAUCACGAACCGAAUUCUAUAAUAGCCCAAAGCCAAGUGAGAGACGCAUUAUGUUCGGACUGCUCACCAGAAUCGAGACGAUGUAUCGGCGAACGAGGUCUGACUGGAAUCCGCGGCCAGAAGGGCCUUCCCGGCCCUAUGGGACCACCGGGGCCUCCCGGUGAUGAAGGUCUGCAGGGCGAAAAGGGAGAACAAGGUUUACCAGGACUAGCUGGAAUGAAGGGGGGACGUGGUGAUCCUGGACGUAGAGGCGUUUCCGGCUUGCACGGAGAGCCAGGACAGCCUGGAAUGCCUGGUGAGCCCGGAAGACCUGGCUUACGCGGGAAGGACGGCUACAAUGGAACUCGUGGUGACGUCGGUAUGAUAGGAUUUCCGGGGCCAAAAGGCGCGGAUGGAAGACCGGGAAUAAUGGGUCCACCCGGCCAAAAAGGAGAACCUGCGUAUGGAGGUGUAGGUGCUAAGGGAGAAAAAGGCUCACCAGGUAUUCCCGGACCUCAAGGACCGCCAGGUAUCACUGGUCAAGACGGUUUUCCAGGUAGAAAGGGUGAUCCUGGACCUUCUGGAAACGAUGGUCGUCCCGGUCAGCCUGGGUUACCUGGGCCACCAGGUAUGUCCUUACCAGGCCAAAAAGGCGAAAGGGGGUUUAAAGGCGAACCAGGCCUACCGGGCGAAUCAGCCCAUUGUUUCAACCGGUCAAUUAUGGUUGACAACGAAGGUUCUGAACAAAUUAUCUUCACUCCUGGCCCAAAAGGAGAUAAAGGAGAUCGAGGCGAGCCUGGUGAAGGUAGUUCACCUGGAGCACCCGGAGCACCUGGUAUACCGGGACAACCCGGUCUGCCGGGUGAAAAAGGUGACCGAGGUCUGCCAGGCGAUCUAGGGCCAGCAGGAGUACCAGGUUACCCGGGCAGUCCAGGUUUACAAGGCCUCAAGGGCGACCCUGGUAUCCCAGGCCGGCCAGGACGACCAGGUGAACCUGGACAUAAAGGAGAAGUGGGACCUCCAGGACUUCCCGGAGAGAUGGGACUAACAGGACCUCCUGGAGCGCCCGCGACGGCGGAAGGAAACACGAUCGGUCCCCCAGGCUUCAAAGGGGAAAAAGGCAUGCCAGGCCCAAUGGGUCCUCCAGGUGAAGAGGGCAGACCCGGGGAUUUAGGAUUGGAUGGGUCUCCCGGGCCACCCGGUGCACCAGGGGAACCUGGCCAGCGUGGCAACGAUGGUCAUCCUGGUCCCCGCGGUGAAAAAGGCGAUUCUGGACUUCAAGGUUAUCCCGGCCAACCUGGAAGCCCUGGGCUGCCUGGUCCAGAAGGGCUACCUGGGGAAAAAGGAUUACCCGGACGAGACGGUUAUUCCAUCCCCGGAGAUCGGGGAUUGCCUGGCUCGCCUGGUAAAGACGGAGAACCUGGAGUGCCAGGACGACCUGGCUCCAAGGGGCUACCUGGCAUCCCCGGUGAUUCCCUCUAUGGCCAACCAGGUUUUCCGGGAGAACCGGGACCAGAAGGUCCCAAGGGAGUAGCAGGCAGGCCCGGCCAACCAGGUGUGCCAGGUAUUCCUGGAGUUAAAGGAGAUAAAGGAGGUGUCUGUAAUGCUUGCGAGCCCGGUAUACCCGGUCUGAAGGGCGCGCCUGGAUACCCAGGUGAGCCUGGACCAAAAGGCGACGCGGGACUUCCAGGAAGCCCUGGUCGAGCAGGUGACCGUGGCUUUGAUGGAUACCCUGGCGAUCGAGGAGCGCCAGGAGAGAUGGGGAUGCCAGGUUUGAUGGGGAUGCCUGGCCAAAAAGGCGAGCGAGGUUUAGACUACAUCUAUGACGGACCUAAUGAGAAAGGACCGCCAGGUCCACCUGGCCCUCCAGGAUACCCUGGUACCCCAGGUGACCCUGGACCGGAAGGUCCUCCGGGACCUCAAGGUGCUUCCGGACCUCCAGGGUACGAUGGUCUACAAGGCCAACCUGGUUUACCAGGCGACCCAGGUCCAACUGGACCUCGUGGCGAUAAAGGUGAUCCAGGUCUGCCAGGCUAUCCCGGUUAUGGCGAACGCGGUCCGCCAGGCCUGCUCGGAGAACCAGGUCCUCCAGGAAUCGAAGGUCCAAAAGGAGACAAAGGAGAGAAGGGUGAUCCAGCACCCGAGGCCAUAAAAUUUAAGGAAAGGGGUCUACCUGGACCCCCUGGUGAUAGGGGUCCUGUAGGUAUGGAAGGUCCUCCAGGACCACGUGGUCUACCAGGACUAAAUGGAAUAGACGGACAACCAGGUCAAGAUGGCCCGCCAGGUGAGCCUGGCUUCCCUGGGGCACCGGGUCCUCGUGGUCCUCCUGGCCUACCGGGCUCACCCGGACCGAUGGGGGUUGAAGGACUGCCUGGGAUGCAAGGCCCAAUCGGGAUCAAAGGUGAACGUGGUCGCCCUGGUUUACCCGGCGAGUUGGGACCCCCUGGAGACCGUGGAACAGGCCUACCUGGACUAAAAGGCCUACCUGGACCUCCUGGUCCUCCCGGUGAAGCAGGAUUGCCUGGCCCAGUCGGGCGUGAGGGGUAUCCAGGGCCGUCUGGACUACCCGGCGAGCCCGGCCCCAAAGGAGAACAAGGACUGCCUGGUCGAGAUGGACUUCCUGGGCUAAAAGGAGAUCAAGCACAGGAAGGCCAACCUGGCCCUAAAGGAGAUCGCGGUUUGCCAGGUAUUCCUGGUCCACCCGGCAAUCCGGGCAACGAUGGACUACCGGGUCACCCAGGAGCUUCAGGUCUGAAGGGUGAUCAAGGCCCACAGGGUCCCCCAGGUAACCCAGGAACAACAGGCAAGCCCGGUUCAGAUGGAGCUGAUGGACUCCGCGGUGAGCCAGGGCUACCUGGACCACGCGGGCCGAAAGGAGACCCUGGCAACCCAGGAAACCCUGGGUUGCCUGGAGUACAGGGCCCACCCGGUGUUGAGGGACAACCUGGUAAACCCGGCCUACCUGGUAUGCCUGGCAAAGACGGCCCACCAGGUUUUGCUGGCUUUGUAGGUCAUCCAGGCCAGAAAGGAGACAGAGGUCUUCCUGGACGUGAUGGACUGAAAGGUGAAUCUGGAAGAGCAGCCCAAAAAGGGGAACGCGGUAGACCCGGAAUUCCCGGAACACCUGGAGCAGAAGGUCCAUCCGGCUCUCCAGGUCCCCAAGGGCCGCCUGGCGAGAAAGGCGAAAAAGGUCUUCCGGGAGAAGGUCGUCCUGGCGAACCAGGACCAGAAGGACUCCCAGGAAUGCCUGGUCUUCCAGGUAUUGAUGGUCCACCAGGACCCCCAGGGCCUGACGGACCCCCCGGAUUACCUGGAAUGCCUGGGAAUAAAGGAGAUGCUGGAGCCGCAGGUGAUCCUGGACCGCCUGGUGCUCCUGGAGCGCCUGGAGCUACCGGAUUGCCCGGUCCGCCUGGAUAUCGAGGAAUAAAGGGUAACCCAGGACUCGACGGUCCACCGGGAAUGCCUGGGCAAGAAGGAAUUGUAGGAGCUCCUGGGGAACCAGGAUACCCAGGUUACAUUGGAGAGCCGGGCAACCCAGGAGAACCGGGCCGGCCUGGACCACCUGGUAAUCCAGGUUUCCCAGGUCCUCCCGGACCUCAAGGUCCUAAAGGCAACAUCGGUCCUGUGGGAACUCCAGGUUUAGCUGGACUAAAAGGAGACCCUGGUUUAGAUGGCCUUCCUGGCAAUCCCGGUCCCCCCGGCCAUGAGGGGCCACCUGGACUACCUGGUGACCCAGGCCUAGACGGCCCACCGGGUCCAAUUGGCUCUCCUGGAGAGCCCGGACAGCCUGGCUGGGCAAUACAGGGCGUAAAAGGAGACAGAGGAGAACCAGGCCCUGUAGGGGAACGAGGAUUACCAGGGUACCCUGGUGCUAAGGGCGAACCUGGUCGGGACGGACGAGAUGGUCCUGUAGGAGAGCCCGGACUACCUGGUCAAGGUAACAUUCCGGGGCCUCCUGGAAGAGAUGGUACGCCUGGACCUGUAGGAGAACCUGGUUCUCCUGGCCAUCCGGGUCCUCCCGGUAUUGACGGCUUAAUGGGCGAGCCUGGCCAGCCUGGCUACCCCGGCGAGCCAGGACCGGUUGGACCCAUCGGUGAACCUGGUCCCCCAGGAUGGCAAGGAGACCCAGGCAUUCCUGGUCUUCCUGGCUUUAAGGGCGAUCAAGGACCGCCUGGACAGCCCGGUUUUCCAGGUAGAAGCGGUGAAAAAGGAGACAAGGGUGAACGAGGUUAUCCAGGGCUUCCAGGACCGGCUGGAUUCCAAGGACCAAUGGGGCCAAAGGGUCAGUCAGCAAUCGCAAUCCCUGGUGAGGCUGUUCCUGGUCCAAUGGGAGAACCCGGAGAACGCGGCCACCCUGGAAUUCCAGGGGAUCCCGGAAUCCCAGGAGAACCCGGCUUGAAAGGGGAAAAGGGUGAACCAGCUCUUAUUGGAAUGCCUGGUCCUGCAGGCCCACCAGGAAGGGAUGGCCUACAAGGACCACCUGGACCUCGUGGUCUUACCGGACGCGACGGCCCUAUGGGUAGGGAGGGCCCUGCAGGCCCACCAGGGGCGGCUACGUGGGAUUUGGUUGAGGAGCAAGUUGGAUCGUUGGUUGUUAUCCACUCCCAGAGCAUGGAGAUACCAGUGUGCCCACUCCGCCUUAAAGAAAUUUGGAACGGAUAUUCAUUGCUUUAUUUGGACGGAAAUGGGCGGGCAGCUAAUCAAGACCUUGGCAAUCCAGGAUCAUGUAUGCAGCGUUUUAGUACAAUGCCUUUCGUGUUCUGUGAAAACACAGAUACUUGUAACUAUGCUGCACGUAACGAUCGCUCGUAUUGGUUGAGCACAAUGCGUCCAUUCUCUACGCGACCCGUUUUUGGCCGAGAAAUUUCCGAGCACAUCUCGCGAUGCGCUGUUUGUGAAGUACCCAAUUAUACGCUCGCGGUGCACAGCCAAUCACGUGAGAUCCCUCAAUGCCCGGCAGGCUACACUAAUCUAUGGCAUGGUUAUUCGUGGGCAAUGCACACAGGUGCUGGAGCGCAGGGCGGUGGGCAACCACUUGCCUCGCCCGGUUCCUGCCUACAGCAUUUCAGUCCCGUGCCGUUCGUCGAGUGCAAUGGUGCCCGGGGAUCAUGCUCGCAUUUCAGCAAUAAGCUAGGCUUCUGGAUGGCACAAAUCGAUCCUCAACGAAUGUUUAACAUGCCCACCACAAGCGUAAACGAAGAGAAGCACACACCUCUUCAGAAUCUCGUAUCUAGGUGUUCUGUGUGCAUGAAGAAUAUUUAAUUUCAGAUAUUCUUCGAGUAUUUUUCAUAGCAAAACGCGUCCAUAUGUACAUCACUACGGCUAUGUAUCUAUGAGACAAUGCGGAAGUGCCAAAUUAAUUAGGGAUAUAAGGACAAAGCUCAACGAAAACGAAAGUUAGAAUGGAAUACACAGAAGGUAUUGAAAUGCUAGAAAAACGUGAGAAAGAGGAGAAUAUAAAUUAACUUGAUGCCGACAAAGUUAAUCCUGGGAUUUGCUCAGAUUUGUUUAUCAAUAUAUGCAAUUCAGUUUAGGUGAUUUUUUACAGUUUUUUAUCUUGUUUGUUUUAUGUUGCCGUA